AUGUCGGACCGCUGCCUGAACCCCCACUACUACAGCCCGGAUACCAUGAGCACUUCAGCCCGACAAGCAUUUCUGUCCUGGCAUGAGGAACACAAGGGGGGGGUGUUCAAUUUUCAAGACGAGAUGCUGGCCUAUUGCAGAUCGGACGUGGAUAUUCUUCGCCGCUGUUGUCUGGAGUUUCGAGCCCAGUUUUUGGAUGUGGCGAAUGUGGAUCCAUUCCAAUACGUGACCAUUGCGUCAGCGUGUAUGGCAACGUAUCGGAGUGGCCACAUUCAGCCUAACACGAUUGCCAUGGUACCCACACACGGCUACGUCAACUCCACGAAUUACAGCCCUGAUUCGAUCCGGUGGUUGGACUUUGUUGCUGCUUCGGAAGGCAUUGCCAUUCAACAUGCGUUGAAUGGUUCCGGAGAGCACAGAAUCGCCGGAAUCUCGGUAGACGGUUUCUGCCAAGCAACUCAAACAAACCGUCUAUCAGUUUCAGGUGAACAAAUAUUGCGUCUACCCUGUAGGGACAUCCGGAACAAUCAUCACGGAAAGCUUUGGGGAUGUAGAAAAUUACUUUGGACUUAUCCAAUGCCGUGUGAUUCCUCCACGGAACCUCUAUCUUCCGGUACUGCCCUAUCGGUGUAG
Messenger RNA from Stegodyphus dumicola, 633 nucleotides. RefSeq lists its product as uncharacterized. The record is from RefSeq and is a predicted model, not a curated record. NCBI's taxonomy places the organism in Eukaryota, Metazoa, Arthropoda, Arachnida, Araneae, Eresidae.